AUGGGUUCUAUAGAGAAGUUUUGGCACAUUUUGCUAUUAUUAUGUUUGACGCUUUUUAUAGGAACGUUUGCGGAGUUUAUACCGGGUUCCUAUCUAACAUUACCAAAAUGUAUCGAAGCUACCGAGACUACUGCGACUUAUCCGAAUGAUCCUGGAUGGAGAGAUGCAAAGGUUGGCGAACGAAUUCGAUUUCAACGAAAACCUUUGGUAAUUACUUAUCCAAUUAACACAACUCAAGUUCAAUGGUUGAUUCAAUGUGCAAAUUUAUUCAACGUAAAACCGGUUCCCAGAAACGGGGGUCAUAGUAAUACUGGAUCAUCAUCAAAGGAUAAUUCAUUAGUUAUUGAUCUAAGUUAUAUGGAUUCAGUUGUUAUAAAUGCUGUGGCUCAGACAGCAGUGGUUGGUGGAGGAAUUCGACUCGGACCUUUAUAUAUUGAAUUGGAUAAGGCAGGUUUCACCAUAAUUUCUGCUACAUGUCCGACUGUAGGUUUAUCAGGAGCUAUUUCUUCUGGUGGUUUUGGAUUACAAUCUCGUAAAUAUGGUGUUUCGGGAGAUUUUGUACUUGAAGCAGAAGUUGUAACAGCGGAUGGUAGUAUAUUAAUCGCAAAUGCCGCAUCCUAUCCUGAUCUAUUUUGGGCAUUAAGAGGAGGUGGUGGUGGAAAGUUUGGAAUUGUUACAAACUGGAAAUUAAAACUUAUUCCCGUAUGGCCAAAAUUGACUGUAUUUAAUAUAGAUUACUCUUAUAUCGGGUUUCAAGAAGUUUUAACAUUAUUUUGGAAUUGGGCUUAUGGUUCUAUUGAAGAUUUAUCAGUCGCUUUUGUUUUCUCAAAUAAAGAAAUUAAAAUUCACGGUCACUUUUUGGGUGGACAAAAAGAUUUACAUAAUCUUUUGGAUCCAGUUGGAUUAUUUAAAGUAGCAAAUGCUAAAUCUAAGAAACAUGAAGAUUGUACACAUUUAGGAUCUCGAGCUUAUUUCCUUGACAAAGAUAAAACUUGUGAUAAAAGUUAUUUAUUAAAUGUUGGAAAUUUUCCGUUAGGUCCAAAUUAUGGUGAGGAUCCAUCAUUUAAAAUUAAUGAAAUUUCUCCAGUUACCGAAGGAGUUCUCGCAGGGUAUGCACCUGCACCUAAACAACAAAGAGAGAUUGUAAAGACGAAAUCAAUGUUUUUUGCCAAAGUAUUGUCAGUUGAAAAUAUUACGACUAUAAUAGAAAGAGCAAAAGCUAUGCCAGAUGGUGCAUAUGCUGAAUUAACAACUUACGGUGGUAUUCUGGAAACUCAACCUACGGAUUUUACGGCUUUUCCUUAUAGAAAUGGUGUGGCUUAUCAUAUUUUGCUUGAAGUUCCACUAACUGGUAAUGAUAUUACUGAUGAACCUGCUUUAAAUUUUAUAACUUCAUGGGAAGAAACUAUUAGACCUUUAUCAAAUGGUGGAAGUUAUGUGGGAUACGAAGAUGAAGAUUUAGCAAAUCCAGAAUCAUUUUAUUUUGGUAAAAAUCUUGAAAAAAUAAAAAUUGUUGAAUCGAAAUAUGAUCCAAAUAAUGUUUUAGAUGCUGGUCAAAGAGCACCUCCUUUUACAAAUGAAAAAUGCCCAUUUGUUGUAGGAGGAGAUCCACCAGGAAGACGAAGUGCUUGUGUUGGAAUGAAUGAAUGUUAA
This is a messenger RNA of Funneliformis mosseae, 1653 nucleotides long. NCBI's taxonomy places the organism in Eukaryota, Fungi, Glomeromycota, Glomeromycetes, Glomerales, Glomeraceae. The record is from the annotation of a GenBank genome assembly.